Messenger RNA from Fusarium venenatum, 1209 nucleotides. RefSeq lists its product as uncharacterized. The record is from RefSeq and is a predicted model, not a curated record. Lineage: Eukaryota; Fungi; Ascomycota; Sordariomycetes; Hypocreales; Nectriaceae.
AUGCUGCCACCCACGACCGAGAACAAGAAUUCCAUUCUACGUUUACCAAAUGAAAUCUUACGCCUCUGUUUUGAACAGGUCGCCCAGCUCGAUCAUCAAUUGGCUAUAGGGCUCGACUACUACAACAGACGUUACGGACCAAUCAAGGAACGUAAACGUUUAGGUCCUCAUCAAGGGCAAAUCAACGUCGAAGGCCAAUACUCGCUCGCUCUCACAUGUCGACGCUUCUACCAUUUGGUAGUGCCCAUCUUAUACACAACCGUCCACAUCGAUGCGCAUUACUUUAAUCAAGAGUGGGCUCUUCAAAAGGACCUUUUCUUUAAAAUCAUUGAUAACAAGCCAAUCCUCCAGACUUACAUCAGGGAUUUGAAGAUCCAGUGGGACGAUCUAUGCAUGAAUGACGAGAUAAUCAAGACUUUGGUCAAGUUGCCUAAUCUAGAGCGUCUGGGACUUGAUAUGUUGGAUCUUGACCCUGGUGAAGUAGAUCUAGGUCCAUCGUCUAUAAGCUUCCGAGACCUGCGCGCCAAAGCAGAAGUUAUCAAACGCCUACUAGAAUGGCCACGAAAUCUCCACACAUUUGACGUCGACCACAUGACCUACGAUGCCUACGAUUGGGACCAAAUGGAGCCAGAUCCUGCGUACCGCUGGGAUCACGACAAACUCACUGAUGUGCUUCUACCCCAGCGCCAGUCCCUUCGUGUCUUAAAUCUGGGAUGGUUAGGAUACACCCUCAACCAGAACACGUUCUCGACGUGGGAUUACCCCCAACUACAAACCCUGACUCUGUGCAUCACCUACGAAGAUCCAACCCCAGAAGCUUGUCUUCGAUGGUUAAGUCCCAGCCUGCAAACCCUGGUUCUCAAUCUUCAGUAUAACUCUGUACAGCAGGGUAUAUACAGCAUGCUUAACAAGAGACAAAUGGGGGUGGUUAAGAUGGUCGGAAAAUGUGCUAGGAAGAUAAAAGCAGGUGCCGGACGUGGUGGAAGUAACCUGGAUAGGAUCGGUCUCCAGGUAUUUGUUGAUGGCUCGGAGGUUAAUCGUGACCGGGAACCAAAAUUUCUGCCCAGCAAUUAUGACAGCAAGCAUCUACUCGUGUCAGCUCUGGAGAAGCUGCAGAAAUAUGGGUUUCGGUCGUUUUGUAUUGGACCGAGUGGUACUGAGUAUACAGCUGAGGAUAUACGAGGCUUCUGGAAUUGGAUCCAUGAAUAA